Messenger RNA from Lithohypha guttulata, 555 nucleotides. RefSeq lists its product as uncharacterized. Bases 1 to 555 code for a protein of 184 amino acids. Lineage: Eukaryota; Fungi; Ascomycota; Eurotiomycetes; Chaetothyriales; Trichomeriaceae. The transcript has 4 exons. The record is from RefSeq and is a predicted model, not a curated record.
AUGGCCCUUGGCGCCACAGUCUUGUCCGUUCCUAUCAGCAAGCGAGAGGAAGACAGAAUGGAGAAGCGACAAGUUGUGGCAGCUGUGAGCAGUGUCGUAAACACGGUCAAUACCUUAGCCACGACAGUCAACACUGCACAAACUGCCAUAACCUCCGCAGUCGCUGCCAAUGCUGAGGUGGCAAUCUCCGCAAAUCUGGCUGAGGUCGUCACGGCACUUCAAACUGCACAAACCGCUGUCCAGGCCCAACUUGCAGGCGCUGCGACCAGUAUCACCUCUGCAACCGCCACUGCCCUGCAGAACACGCUCACUCAGCUAAGAGCUAUUGCGUCUGGCCUGCAGACUACCCUUGACGAAGUUGAGGCUGCGACCGAUCUAGUAAUUACUCAGGAGGCUGCUGCCAUCAGAUCUGCACUCACUGGAGUUUUGACGCCGAUCAGCAACUUUGUCAGUGUUGCACGCGUGUCUGGACUGAUAAGCGGUCUUUUGACCUCACUGACAAGCCUUCUUGGCGGUCUUGUCACAGACAUCAGGAACAUCAUCGCUGCCAUUUAA